AUGUCAGCUUUUUCAAAUACAUCGAUUGAGAUAAUUUCUAUUCCUUCUUCUGUAUUUUCUAUUGGAGAAAAGUGCUUCAUGAAUACGCUUAUCAAAUCUGCUUUCUUCGAUAUAAAGAGUGUGUGUAAGAAUAUUUCUGAAAAGUCGUUCUUCAACACAAGUUUGAUUUCUAUUUCUCUACCUAAUUCUGUUGCCUUUAUAGGUAACUAUGCUUUCGCACAUUGCAUUUAUUUGAAGUUUGUUUCAUAUUGUUCAAGUGUUUAUCAAGAAAACAAAAAUAUUUUCGAUAAGUCUGAUUUGCUCUUGAAUGUUUCUGUUCCUAAUUAUUAUCUUCACUCUUCGUUUUGUGGUCUCCCUGCUUUGAAUUACGGAUAUUGCAAAUAUGGAUCGGUUCCAAAGUGCCCACUCUGCGUAUACAAAUCACACCAAAGUGUUUACGUAUAUUUGUGCGUUUUAUUUGAAUAA
Trichomonas vaginalis G3 is the source of this 465-nucleotide messenger RNA. RefSeq names its product ribonuclease inhibitor domain-containing protein. The record is from RefSeq and is a predicted model, not a curated record. The transcript has a single exon. The coding region runs from base 1 to 465 and encodes 154 amino acids. Lineage: Eukaryota; Parabasalia; Trichomonadida; Trichomonadidae.